CCCAUAUACAGCGUGAUGUCCGCUACAGAGAUCUGCAGAGAGCACAACUAGACCGUACAUGGUUAUACUGUUGCAUUGCAUUGCAGGUGUAUUGGAGUAAUCAUGAAUUACACAAACAGUACCACUCAUCAUGGGCUUCAGAGUCUGCUGACUGGCACAGUCAGUGUUUUCUCCAGUCACACAUACAGCCCUACUCCUCUAAUCUCUUCUACCACGGAAUACUAUGACUACACAUGGGAUACUGCGGAAAUGGACAAAAGUAUGGCAUGCAAUUACACGCGUCACUCUGCCAGCUUCCUGCCUGCGCUCUACUCCAUCUACUUUGUGCUGGGGCUGCUGGGUAACGGGCUGGUGGUGUGGGUGAUCAGCUCGGGGGUGCGUCUGCGCAGCAUGACGGACGUGUGCCUGCUCAACCUGGCACUGGCCGACCUGCUGCUGGUCUGCUCGCUGCCCUUUCUAGCGCACCAGGCGCGGGACCAGUGGGUGUUCGGCGACGCCCUGUGCAAGCUGGUGCUCGGCGUGUACUACGUGGGCUACUACAGCGGGAUCUACUUCAUCGCCCUCAUGGGCGUGGACCGCUACCUGGCGGUGGUGCACGCCGUCUACGCCCUGCGGGUCCGCACGCGCUCCUACGGCAUCCUCGCCAGCGCCGUCGUCUGGGUCGCCGCCGUCUUGUCCUCGUUCCCGGAAGUGCUGGUGCUGAAACUGUCCAACAUCAACGCCACGGGCAAGUUCUUCUGCGACCGAGACUACGAGGGCAACGCCAGCCUCCGCGCCGGCGGCAUCUUCAAGAUGAACGUGCUGGGCUUCAUGGUCCCGCUAGCCAUGCUCACCUUCUGCUACAGCCGCAUCCUGCUGACGCUGCUGCACAGCCGCUCGGCCAAGCGGCAGGCGGUGCGCCUGGUGAUGGCGGUGAUGGUGGCCUUCCUGUUCUGCUGGACGCCCUACAACGUCUCCGCCUUCCUGUGGGGGCUGCACGUCUCGGGCUACCUGCACGACUGCGCCGCCAGCAACGCGCUGCUGCUGAGCCUGCAGGUGACCGAGGUGCUGGCCUACGCGCACUGCUGCCUCAACCCGCUGCUCUACGUGUUCGUGGGCGAGAAGUUCCGGCGGCACCUGCUGCGGCUGCUCAGCAGGAGCCCGUGCCUCAGGUGCGUCCGGUGCGGCGCGCUCAAGGACUACCUGGCCACCGCCAGCGGCUCCGUCUACUCCGUCUCACGCAACACCAGCCUGGAUGAGCGCUCCACGGCCAUAUGACGCGGUAGGGGCAUAAGGCUGCAAUCACACCCUGCCACUGAACCCUGUCUCUUGCUUUGGCCUGUGCUUCACCAGGAAAGACCCACUCCCUUCAGCUCCGUCAUCACUGUCCUUUGCCAGGUGUUCUUUGGUCUGCCCCUUUUGCUUUUGCCGAUUGGUGUCCAUCUCAAGGCAACUUUGGGUGGUCUUUGGACGUAGUAAGUGUUUUUGGAUUGCAUAUAUAUAUAUUUUAUUAUGACCGCCGUGUAGGUGUAGUCAGAUUUUUCCUUUUUUCUCAAAGAUGAUACGGAGUCACUGUUUUUUGUUUUGAUCCGUUACCCCCCUCCGGACUGGAGCCCCUGAAAGGAGGGGCGCACGGACACAGUUUUCUGUGAAUAUUGUGAAAACCGUAGGGCCUAGUAGAAGGACCACAUUUUUGUAUAUUGGUCUUAAGGGGCCAUGUCAACCAAUCCCAUAACCACUCAUUUCAUGUAUAGCGCCACCAAAAGUGAGAUGUUGUAAUCACAGGACAGGUAUCACAGGUACACCAACUGGCCUGUAGAUGGCCGGACACAGUUUUCUGUGAAUAUCUAGACAACCUUAGGGCCAAGGAUGACCAAGUAAUUUUUCGUAUGUUGGCAUCCAGAGGCCAUGUCAACCCAUCCCAUAGCCACUCAUUUAAUGUAUAGUCCCACCUAGUCAAAAAUGAAAAAGCAAAAAUGAGGCAUUGUAAUGGCAGGUAUCUUUGGUUGACGGGUUCAAAACUGCACGAAAUGUUAAGUGUAGGAUCAUUAUGCCACCUUCUGAAUGUAUGCCAAGUUUUAUGUCAUGUUAUGUUUGUUCAUUGGGGACCAUACAGUAAAUUAAUAUAUGUUCACAUUUAGUGACUAUACACUACACACAUGCAUGCACACAUAUAUAAGAUACAUGCACACACAUGCAAGCACACACACACACACACACACACACACACAAAGACACACACGUACACACACAGUAGAAAGGCAUAUGCACGCACACAUAAACACGUACACGCCACACACCCACACAAACAUGCAGACACAUAAAAAACAGACACACACACACACACACACACACACACACACAUAAAACACACACACACACACACAUUUAAAUUCCUUAUUUGGAUUAGAAGAUAAGCAUAUCAUGGCAUAAUCCAAAUUUGAUAGAAAAGUGGCCAAUAAUCCAGUCCAUUAUGCACAUUAAGGCACAUUAUGCACACACCUACAGUACGCCUCCAUUUAAAGCUUCCAAUUACUGCUGAUACAGAGCAAUAUCUUGUCUGUUUUUUGGCCUUCUUCUCAUGUAGUCCACAGAUCUGCAGGCCUCGUACACACAUCUUGUGCACAUGACUUGAAUACCAAAAAUGACUGGACUCAGCGGCGGUCAUAUUUUGUACCGCUUUGCGGUACAUCUAGUUUUAUUUGGGUUAAUUAUUUGUAUCGCCAUUUCUUGCCAUUGAUGGUGUACAGUAUUGUUAUAUUUGAUCCCUUGGGGAUCAAUAAAGUAUCUAUCUAUCUAUCUAUCUAUCUAUUUAUUACAAUGCAAGCUUUAGACUGAAAUGUAUACAUGAUUACAUAUGUCUGCCUAUGGUAAUAUGAACAGCUCUAACCAGGGAUGUAGUGGAGGGUAAACACAGUUUAUCCACCUCUUAUUAGAGUUUAUCCACCUCUCAAAAGAGUUUAUUCACCAAUUGCAACUUUAAAAAAAAAAAAAAAAAAACACUGUAUUAUCCCCAUUCAUAAUGUACUCAUCAACACUCUAGGAACCAGUUGCUGUAAUACCACUGGUAUUGAUAUAAACAUUAGACAAUAACCUCCACCAUCAUCAAACAUGUUCUGAAGGCCUUUAAAAAAUAAUAAUAAUAAUCUGAUACCGCGAGGCACUGUCCACCUCACCGAUAUCCCAGAAUUCAUAGUUCACCCUCCUCUUAGUUCACCACUGCAUCCCUGGCUCUAACCGUAUUGCUUUGAUGAACUCAUGAGGUUGGUGUGAAGAACUCGCCCCCUUGUGGACUGAGAUGUCAAAUACUCUUAUAAUAUUUUUUGUUGUGUUUGUUUGUAAUGUUUCUUAUUUGUUUUCUGUAGGAUAUAUCUUGAUUGUUCCAUUUUUUUCUUGUACAGAGCUUAUCUUUUUCUAUAUAUGGGAGUUUACUCUUUAAUGUUUGAUUUUUUACUUUUUUUAAAUUGUUAUUAUGACUGUUUUGCUUGUUUUUUGUAAAGCACUUAGGAAAGUAAUAAAUAAAUACAUUUUAUUA
Messenger RNA from Sardina pilchardus (European sardine), 3514 nucleotides. It is a transcript of the gene ccr8.2, whose product is annotated as cabz01093075.1. Gene Ontology annotation, cellular component: external side of plasma membrane; membrane. The coding region runs from base 103 to 1257 and encodes 384 amino acids. The transcript has 4 exons. NCBI's taxonomy places the organism in Eukaryota, Metazoa, Chordata, Actinopteri, Clupeiformes, Clupeidae. The record is from RefSeq and is a predicted model, not a curated record. Gene Ontology annotation, biological process: cell chemotaxis; G protein-coupled receptor signaling pathway; calcium-mediated signaling. Gene Ontology annotation, molecular function: C-C chemokine binding; C-C chemokine receptor activity.